AUGGCCGUCCUCAGCCCCCAGAGGACCGCCAUCGCCCCCGCCAGGCCCCACCCUGGCCAAUAUGUAUCCCCCUGCCCGCCGCCCCUCGUCCGCACCGCCAGCCAGCCCCCGCUGUCCACACGCAAGUCGCUCGGCAAGGACAGCAAUCCCGCAGACAAGGCUCUCAGUGACCUGAAUAUAGUGGAUAGACCGAGCAGUGAAGGCACCCUGACGCAGACGCAUAGUCCGCUCGAUGAUAUUGACCUGUCUAUUGGUGUGACGACUUUGAGGCCGGUCGCCACUCCCUUUCUUCCUGGUGUUGACCAAGAGCUCUGGGGCCCGCCUACGCGACCCAUGACGGCAACCGACCUCACCGCGCCCAUCCCGAGCCGCUCCCGUCUACUACCAUUUAAAGUCGACAACAAGCCUCAGCCUUCGAAAGACGUUGAGCUGUGUCCUCCCAGCUCUUCGCCUUAUGUCCGAAGGAUGGACAAGUGCUGCCUCGCCAACAUGAAGCCCGCGUCGAGUCUGGAGCAGGAACUGGCGGAAACCAAGUUGGAGCUGGACAAGAGUCGGAUUAGAGCUAGCGCGCUCGAAAAGGACAAUCAGAGGCUGAUUGAUAUCAUGCACCAUAUCGUCAAAUCAUAUCCAUCGUCCCCCACCCCCCACUCAUCACCUCCAUCCUCACAGUCCGGCUUCUCCCCACUCCCCCACCCAUUCUCGCAUUCCGCCAUAACACCUCCCACCUCCGAGCGCUCCGUCGCCGACGAACCCAUCGCCAAGCCGAACCUCCAGGCACCUCCUGCUCAUACCCAAGUGGUGUCAGCCAUGGGAGCGGUGGGGGUGGUACCGAGUCCCGACGAGUCAUCGCAGUUGAUGAAGGUUGUGUUGACGUCAAAGAUGAAUUUUGAUAUGAUGGACCUGGAGAUGGUGAUGCCCGUGGUGUCGGUUAUUGCCACGCAUCAUGUGCCUACCGAGAGCGACGAUUUUGCUGGGCUGAAGAAGGCUGUUGAUGCUCUGAGUGAAAAGCUCGUCUCAUCCAACCAAGCAUACGUCGGCGCCAUCACCCGAUCCAUCAUCGAGUUUGCUCCACGUCUCUGCACUUCUCACUGGGGUAAUCACCUCUGCCGCCGCCUUCUAGAACUCGGCUCCAGCAUGGACCGCCUCAACUUUCUGCUUUCAAUCGUCCACGACAUCAUACCGAUUUCAAACAACAUCUACGGAAUUCACGUCCUCAUGCGGAUCAUGACAUAUGACGACCUGGCGGAAGUUGUGGGGCAGGCGUUGUUCGAGAUUGGGUUAUUUGACGUGUUGAGGAAUGGUUCUAGGAGGUUGUGGCAGAUUUAUAUUGUGCAGUACAAACAAGAUAAUUGUUGGCCGAUCUACAAGAGAAUCAUCGAAAUGCUCAAUGGCCGCUGGGUAGAUUUGGCUUGUACAAACCAAGACGGAGCUAUCGCGAUCCAACAGCUCCUCGACGCCCCCAAAUCCCAAGACCUCGUCACAUACUGCUGGCGCGAAAUGAUGAACCGCAUAUCCACCGUAGCCAACAACCCCUACGGCUGCAACAUCAUCUCCAAAUUCCUCGCCAUGCCCUCCCUCUUCCGCGCAACAUGCGGCGCUAUCCUCUUUGCCUACCCGCCCGUGGCGACCACGCAUCAUGGGAUUACGUUUGUCAAUACGGCGCUGGCGAGGGGGGUGGGGGUGGAUUUUGUGAGGUAUGUGGAGUGUUUGUGUGUGGAGAAGGAGGGGAAGAGGCCGGGGAUUUUGGCUGUGGCAGAGAGUGAUUUGGGUAAGGGGCAUUUGUUAUAUCUCCUCUCCCGACUUACUUCUCCUGAUGACGCUCUACGCAUUCGGCACACCUGUCAGAAAUGGUCUCACGUUCUUCAAGGCUCGCCCAGUGGGAAUGAACUGCUCAUUUACCUCGGUAUCGUCCCACCGAACACGGUCUUCACUCCUCGGCCCCCGUCGCAACUGUAA
Molecule: messenger RNA, 1956 nt
Organism: Cryptococcus wingfieldii CBS 7118
Lineage: Eukaryota; Fungi; Basidiomycota; Tremellomycetes; Tremellales; Cryptococcaceae
Exons: 12
Coding region: 1-1956 (651 amino acids)
Source: RefSeq, a predicted model, not a curated record